AUGGUCAUCCGUUGGCGGCCAACUCUGCAGCUGACCGGCUGGCAGCAGCACCAGUGUGAGUACGGCAAGAACAGUGUGAAAGACCGGGAGGAGUGCAUCAAGCGCUGGGAGAGGGAGAACUUCUGCUGGGAGAAGUUCCCUUUCUUCGUAGAUUACCUGCUCAGCGAGCAGAAGUUCACGCAUAUGGUGCUUCUUGACGCAGAUGCUGCGCUGGUCAGGCAUAAUGUCAACAUCCUCGGGGGCAUCGCCACACAGAUGCAGCAGCAGAACGUGGAUGUGUUCCUGACCAACGAGGACUGGUUGAAGAAUGGUAAGGAGAGGAUCAACGGCGGGGUGAUCAUGGCCAGAAACUCAAAGUGGGCUGAAGACAUGUUCCAGGAUACCUGGGAUGCACAUCGCCUCGGUCCAGAAACGCCGAAGGAAUGGCGCAUCGGGAAGACGGGCGUCCUGUGCAUGAGCAACGAGCAGAUUUGUCUCAACGACUUGUUCUACGGCCCUGGCCGCAAGCUGAUUCAGGGGCACAUGGCCUUCGAGAGCGGCAUCGUCUACAAUCGCGGCGGCUGCACCUUGCGGCACUGUUUCGAGCCGAUCUCAGACAAGUCUAUGGAGGACUUGCGCUUGAAUGAUGACCGGCUGCAGAUCGUCCACUUCAUGGGUGGAAGCAAAGGCUUCGCCCCAGAAGUCCUUUGCGACGAGGGCCAAAACUUUACCGGCGAAGACCACGAGGGCUACGGCUGCCGCAAGUGA
This is a messenger RNA of Symbiodinium sp. CCMP2592, 747 nucleotides long. NCBI's taxonomy places the organism in Eukaryota, Dinophyceae, Suessiales, Symbiodiniaceae. The record is from the annotation of a GenBank genome assembly.